AGAGACCACCAAUAAUUAGUUUUUUAAGACCAACAAAAAUAAUAUACAAAAAAAAAACAGCAAAGCAUACCGAGAAAGCAUAGAGCACCAUGGAAUCGCAACAGUCUGGUGACAGUGACUGGGAAUUCGAUGAACUGGAAGAUGAAAAUGAUGUCAUAUUCACAAAAGCCACACAGCAGGUACAAAAAACUCAUGACAAGAUAAUGCCCAAUGACCUGUUGCAGCUCUAUGGUCUUUUCAAACAAGCGACUGUGGGAAAAUGUAAUACUUCGAAACCAAGCAUGUUUGCUAUGCAAGCACGUGCAAAGUGGAGUGCUUGGGAGGAGCUGGGUUCAAUGUCAUCCGAGAAGGCUAAAGAACUUUAUGUGGAAAAAGUUAAGCAGCUUGAUCCCCAUUGGUAUGAACAAAUACAAAAGGGAGAGAAUAUGUCAGGCGGUGGUGGAACAGGUUGGGUGGUACACUCAAUCGAAUUGCCCCCCGACGACGUUCUGACACAUAAGCCAGAUUGCGAAAAGACUAUAUUUGAUUUUGUUAAAGAUCGCAAUUUUUCCAAGGUAGAAGAGAUGCUGAAUCCAAGCGAUUUACAAGCACUAGAUGAAACUGGUCUUGGUCUUAUACACUGGGCUACCGAUGCCAAUAAUGUACAGAUUUUAUCACUACUAUUAUCUUCUGGGUGUCCUGUAGAUUUGCAAGAUGCAGAACAACGGCAAACGGCUUUACAUUAUGCCACAUCAUGUGGCCAUUCGGAAUGUAUACGUUUGCUAUUGCAGUAUGGGGCUGAUAAAAUGGCUAAGGAUAUUGAUGGACAGACCUGUGUGGAUGUUGCAGAUACGACGGUACUUUCACUAUUAAAUUAAACAAUGUCUCUCAAAGAGAUAUUCCAAUUAAGAAAACUUCGCUUUGCUUCUUUUUAAUAAUAACAAUAAAAACAAAACAAUUAUCUUA
Molecule: messenger RNA, 945 nt
Organism: Stomoxys calcitrans (stable fly)
Lineage: Eukaryota; Metazoa; Arthropoda; Insecta; Diptera; Muscidae
Gene: anox
Product: acyl-CoA-binding domain-containing protein 6
Exons: 1
Coding region: 90-857 (255 amino acids)
Molecular function (GO): protein binding; fatty-acyl-CoA binding
Source: RefSeq, a predicted model, not a curated record